AAGAAUCGAAGAAGGAGUGGGAGACAAAAAAUAAAGGAGAGAAAAAAYYMAAAGGAGGCCGACCCGACACAAAACAUAACGCACACCGAUAGCUGUAGCGGGUCCAUUAAUGGACAUAAAAUAAACAGAUAGCGAGCAAAUACGCUUGUUCACGGAAUUUUAUCCCGUUGAGAGCAGGUCAUGCUGUUCUCGCAAAGGUAAUGAGCCGUAAAGCCCUUGGGUUUCGGCUUAGCAGCGCCCACAAACUGCAGCGAAACUGGAAUGAUUGGCAGCCCAGAGGCGACAGCGUGUCAGCAGCUAGCCAGGACGGUGUGAAGUGCAUCGCCACCAGAGACCUGGUGGGAGUAGCAACCUCGGACCGGCCUGUCUCCCCAACUCUCCUACAUGAUGCCUUCCCAGACACCGCAGACACACUGGACGAAGGGGGAGGAUAUGAAGCUGCAGGAGGGUCUAGUGAUGAUACUUUUGGUUGGAAGUCGUUGGGGCAAGAGUUGAGGAUCAACGAUGCGACCGGCGAUUUGAACACUUUUCAGCAGCAUGGAAACCGUGCUUUAGCUUCUAAGGACAUGAGGAAUCCUACAGACAGAGGGAUGUCUCACUCUGAUGAGUCUCGCCUGUCCAACCUCCUGCGCCGUGUGUCCCGUGAGGAGGACAGGGACCGCCGGCUGGCCACCGUCAGACAGCUCGCGGAGUUCAUCACUCACUCUGACAACAAAGUGGCCCUGGUGAAACAGUUGGAUACGAUCCUCAGUACCCUGAAUGAUAUUUUGAAUGAAAGCAGUAAGAUGCUGUCAGAGCUGCGUCAGGAAGCAGCGGUGUGCCUGGGUCUGCUGUGCACCGCUCUGAGCUAUGAAGCAGAGCGCAUCUUCAAGUGGAUGUUUGUCAAGUUCAGCUCCAGCACCCGGGACGAGGUCAGGCUGCUCUACCUGGUGGCAGCGUACCGAGCCCUGGAGGCAGCCGGAGAGAGGAAGGCCUUCUCACCUGUCAUGCAGCUGGUGAUGAGUAGCCUGCAGUCCAUCCUGGAGAACCUGGACACGCCGGAGCUGCUGUGUCAGAGCGUCCGCUGCAUCCUGCAGGUGGCCCGCUGCUACCCACACGUCUUCAGCACCAACUUCAGAGAUACGGUGGAUAUCUUGGUGGGCUGGCACAUUGACCACACACAGAAACAGUCUCUGACUCAGCAGGUCUCAGGCUGGCUGCAGAGCCUGGAGCAGUUCUGGGUAGCAGACCUGACCUUCUCCACCACGCUGUUGGGACAGUUUUCUACGAGAGUACUGGAGGCCUACGCAGAGGACCUGGGUCACGUGGGUUCUGGCGAGGCGGUCGACGAGGACAUCCCUCCGCCCACGGUGUCUCUGCCCAAACUGGCCGCCCUGCUGAGGGUGUUCAGCACCGUGGUGCGCUGCAUCGGACAGCGCUUCAACCCCGUUAGAGGACCGCCCAUCACACAGGCAUACGUCUCUGAUGUUUUGAACCGGGUGUUGGCGUGCGUGUCGACGGCCAAGCAGGUGUUGUUCUCUGAGCCGGUGUUGACGGCGGGGAACGAGUGUGUGUGUGUCCUGCUGGUGAGCUUGGAGCCGUCCGCACAGCUGGCCGACGCAGUCAUCACCUACGGCCUGGACCAGCUGGAUGCCUGCCGGGCCUGUGGCCCAGAGUACAGCCUGGCCGUCCUCAGCCUCGUCACAUUGAUUGUGGACCAGAUCAACACUAAGCUUCCAGCUUGGUUUGUGGAGAAGCUGCUGGCCCCGACAUCACAGCUCCUGGAGCUACGCUUCAACAGGGACAGAUGAUGUCAGCAGCCCUGGGUGUGUACCAGUCUGUUUUGAGCCUAAAGAACAUUCCCAUUCUGGAAGCAGCGUAUAAACUGGUUCUGGGAGAGAUGGCCUGUGCCCUGUCCAGCCUUCUGGCCCCCCUGACCCCCUCCCCGACCCCUGGGAGCCCCUCCCCGACCCCUCCACCCUUUCCCGGCAUCCAGCACCCUGUCUUCGCCCCCCUCACCCUCACCCCAGAGAGGGCAGAGUUCACCCUCAUCUUCAACCUGUCGGCCCUCACCACCAUCGGCAACACCAAGAACUCACUCAUAGGGAUGUGGCUCCUGUCUCCGACGGGUGUUGACUGCGAGGUUUUGUUGAGUCAGAACCUGAUGUUGAGCUCCACUCUGAUCCUGGCACGUCUUCUACCACCCUGCUCCUGUCCUUCCUCCUCCCCUUCUCUCUUUGAGGGGCGGUCAUUCAGCACGGUUAACCACGCAACCAGGAAGAACACUUCAGCCACUCUGCUGUCCCUGGCUGCGGAGCCCUGCUGA
Messenger RNA from Salvelinus sp. IW2-2015, 2305 nucleotides. The record is from RefSeq and is a predicted model, not a curated record. NCBI's taxonomy places the organism in Eukaryota, Metazoa, Chordata, Actinopteri, Salmoniformes, Salmonidae.